This is a messenger RNA of Patiria miniata (bat star), 7335 nucleotides long. RefSeq lists its product as uncharacterized. The record is from RefSeq and is a predicted model, not a curated record. Gene Ontology annotation, cellular component: centrosome. Lineage: Eukaryota; Metazoa; Echinodermata; Asteroidea; Valvatida; Asterinidae.
UUUCGCGGGUCAAAGAUGUCACCGAACGAGCUCCUCGCUCGAAGUCGAACGAACUUCAAAAAUACUUCGAGAUUUUCUUAAAUUUAUCGACAAACAUUUGACGAUGGGCUACAUGAAGGUAUCCAAAACCUGAGGCUACACUUCAUUUUCACAAAAGCCACCGAGUAUCACAUCACCAGCUAUGGACAAGCAAAAGCCGACCGGUACUAAGCAAGGCGUGGUGAGCCCCGGAGGUGACUCCGCCUCCUUCGAAGUCCCCGCCCUCCCAGAGGGCAUUGGCAUGCAGCCAAAGCUGGACUCCAUCUUUGCCGAUGUGCAGGCCAAUCUCCCGUCCAUCGACUUUGACAUCUCUGAUGUGAGCUCUGAUGAAGAGAUUGCUAUCGUCAGCCGCUCCCUGAGGACUCCGACACCACUUGAAAAUGACCCCCACCAGGAAAUUGAGAUGUCGCCGGAAACCUGGCGCUCUGCCCUGGAACCAACCAACGUCUUUGACCAACGUGACGUGUUCCACCGGUACUCUGCUCACUCUGACAGCCAAUCAAGCAGCAGGAAGACCUCGGACAGUAGUGACAGUAGCGCGGCCGAGCUGAUGGCCUUGGACCCGUCGAUCGUCCAGGUGGCUGCACAUUCCCUGCUGGGUAACGAAGGGUCGCCGUUUACAAACAUGAUAGAGACGAGCAGUGACAACAACCAUAUACACAGUUGGUCAGAUCUCAUGAAUACUUUAGGCAUCCGGGAAAACGGCGUUCCGAGUCAGCCUACUGGCAAUUCAAAUGUUAUACCAUACAGUACAUUCCAGACACACAACCAAGGCACGCAUACUGCUGUGGUUCCAGACACAGUGAUGGAUAACAAGAAUGCUCCGAGUGAAUCUGAUCCCCCUGCUGACACCGAAUCCACAGCCGAGGAGACCAAGAAGAGAAGGCUGUCAACUGACUUGGCAGAGAGCAGGAUCUCGUCGAUGAUCCCGUCGCAGGUGCCCCAACUCUCCAUGGAGGAUGUGGAAGACAUUGACCUGGACCUGCUGCUGGAAUCUUUUCCUGCCGCAGCGAGCAGGAGACCGGAUGAAAACAGCCGACAGCCCAUUCAUCCUCAGACAGGAGGUGGUGAUGGAACACAGAAAGCUGAAGGCAACAGUCUAAGUCUGAUGGAGAAGCUAGCCCAGCUCUGCGUCCAGCAGUCCUCUGGCACCCUCUCCAAGACCCAGCUCCUUGGCGCCACUUCCGAAUCCCCAAGGACUGCCACUGCCACUUGUAAGACUGCCAAAGUCCAGAGAGACAUGCCACCAGCGUCAGGCCGCAAGGUGGCCUGGGCUGAGGGAGCGACUAAACAGGACCGCAAGAUGAGAGAAAUGGGAACCAACAUGGGAAUGGAUGAUCCAGUGUACAGGCACAAAACAACAACAUCCAUUGGUGUGUCAACUCAAAACAGGCCCCCAAUGGAACAUUCCACUCACAGCAUAGGGAUAGGGACAAGUUCCAGCAAAAAAGAGAGAACAGAGACUGUGUUUCUGGAUCUUCGAGAGACCACAGUAGCUAAGAAAGUGGAGGUUCCAGACGUUGUACCAGAAUCUGUGAAGAGAAUUCUGAAGCUGAAUUCACCUGGGGGCAGUGAGUCUGAUGGAAGCCAGAGCAGCGAUGAUGAAGAGGAGGACCUGCAAGCGUGGAGAGAGAACAGAAAGAGAGGAUUGAAGGGCUCCUCCCCGCCUCCCACCAAAGCCAAGAAAGGAGUAUCAUCAAGAGCCACCCCACCACCCAGGGUGAUCAUGCCGAAAACCGACAAGACACCAGCACCAGCAAGCCAUGCCAAGACACCCCAAGACAAAGCCUCUCCAGCAUCCCCUCCAGUGAUCUCCAAGAAGACCCUAACCCUAAUGGAGAAGACCCUUUCCGAGGCUCUCCCCGCCACGCCACCUCCCUCCCCAACCGUCACCACCGCAGCCGACAAGGCCCAGGAGCGAGAGCGGCUCCUCCAAGAGGAGAUGCGGAGGAAGCUCCGGGAGCAGCGGGAGCAGGAGCGGGCAGCUAGGACCCGGCUGCAGAAGCGUCUGGAGGUCCUCCGGCCCCGCGUGUCUGCCUCCGGCAAAAGGCCCGCCGCAAGAACCACGCCAAUCAUCUAUGACAUGGAGGCCUCUUACACUACAUCCCCUCACUGCCUGCCUUCCAUCCUACGGCAGAAUCAUGACUGUGCCCUCCUAACAGUCCAACUAUCUACGAGUGGUGAAAUCAUACCUCAGCGGUGUCCUGUCAGCAGCCGCUCACCCAGCGAGAGACGCAUCUCCGUCACCUACCAGUUGCUUCUGUCCUGGCUGCUUUCCUUGGUCCCGCCAAGCUUCGAUUACCUCUUAGAAGGCUUCAAAGUGGAGAAGCUUCCCAAGGCCGAUUUGUUUCCAUUCUGGGUGGUGGGGCUCCAGCAGGUGUACCAAGAUGGCGGGCUGGUGUUGAAUGUUGCGGUAACCCCAACCAAUUUCAGUGAGGGCAAGCAACAGCUGCUGAAACGGAAGACCAAGGGUCUUGGAAAGGAGGGAACCAGGGACAGCACCUUAUUCCAGUCCCACCUCUCCAAGUUCCUGACCAUCAACACUUUACUGACUGUCUGUCCCUGGGUGGAGAACACCUUCGCCUGCGCCAUCCGCCGGGACGGCGACAUCACUGAUGGCCGUGACCAGACCACUUACGACACAGUCCUGGAGGAUGGAUCCUAUGUACCGUCCCUGCCGCACAUCAGCUCCAAGCCAUUGUCCAUGCUGCUGACAGUCAAUCAAGAUCGGGCGUCAGUGCAAAAAGUCUUUGGGUCUGGGGAGGCUGCUUUCUUCUGGCAGACCAUCGACUCAGAUGAGGUCAUCUCGGAGCAGACUUCCAGCGGGGAGUACGACAACUACACCGAUGUCCAGAACACCAUGAGCCUGGUCUACAAGUCUGUCUACAGCCAUCCCACACAUAUGAUGGGCUUCUUCUACCGUGUCCUUCAGGAAGGCCUGGAUAUUGCCGGAGUCCGCUUGCUCUACCACUCCGAGGAGAUUUUGACAGCUGACCACAGCCCCAGGGCAGAAAGACGCAGAGAAUUGGAUGGCAGUCAGCUUCUGGAGCACAUGAACAAGGUGGGCCCGAUCCUGGCGAUUGCUGUUCGUGGAGCGUUGGCUCGAACCCGCUGGCUGGACGCCAUCGGGCCGUCAGACCCGCAGCUUGCUCGUCGCACCGAUCCCCAGUCUCUUAUCGCGCUCUUCGGCGGCCAGACUCGCGAGGAGGUCCCUAUUUACUGUCCGCGCAAUCCCAACAGGGUCAGCUAUGAGCUGGCCCUUUGGUUUGGAGGACGGGUCCCGGAGAGUGGAGUGGUAGACGUCGGAUCCACAGCUGCCUCCGCCUCCCAGCAGAGGCAGGAGAGGAAAGGCAGGAGAGGAAAGAAAGGAUCUCAGUCUGACUUGGGUGAUUGGGCUAAAGAAGGCCUGGAAGUCAUAAGGAAACCACCCUCAAUGCUGGUAGCCACCACUCAGAGCGACGUUUUCCUGGUGGUCUCUCCCAUCGUGCCACCAAACUGCAUAGGAUCCAUCCUGUCGGCCUGCCAGACCAGGGGUUACCAGCUAAGGGGCAUCCGCAGACUGCGUCUCAAUAACAAGAGGGUUGCUGCGCUAGGUCUGAUGGGGGCACAAGUCCGCGCCUUCAACCCGCUGUCCUGCACCACGCCCACCUCCCCCGCCCAGCACUACGAGCAGAAGCUCAAGAAGCAGCUGGAGGCGGAGUUUCCCAAGGCCAACCCCUCCCCCAUGCCCUCGCUGGUGGUGCUGCUGAGGAAGGAGAAUGGCAUGCAUCAUGGGGCGGGUCUGAUGGAAGCAAUGAUGGUGUACAUGUGCAUGAAAGGCAUGCUUACCACCAUCAAAGAAAACAGCCCAACUGGUACCCUGACUGCCAACCUGUGCUUCCACAUGGUGCCUUACUCAGAGUCCCUCCUUACCCACCUGGGUGGGGACCUGACUAGCCUUCCGAGCGGCAACCUCCUGCAUUCUGGUCUGACGUCCCCAGCCGGUGGCUUUUACACCAACCCGGAGCUGGAGCAGGUGGUGGUGGUGACCAUUUCCGGAACAAGCGCAUUGAAGACGUUCGGCAACACCCUGAAUAAACUGCUGGGCCUGUACCCAUUUAAUCCACCCAACCAACCCCCUCCCUCCCCCACCUCCGCCAUCGGUCAGGGUCUGGAGCUCCUGGGCAUCAAGUGGCUAGCAUCCCUGACUGCCUCCCAGGCCAAGGAACUCACUCCCUAUGAGGUUGGGGAUCGCUACUGGCAGGCCAGCGUGCAGGCCCUGACGUCCAACCCUGCCCUGGUCUGCGCCGUACGGGGGCUGAAUGCUCUGCAGCUUGUACAUUCCAUCCUGGGUACCUCGCCAGUUACCGGUGCCCUGCCCGGCAAAGGCAUCGCCAAUCUAGAACGCAUUGUAUCUCUGUCGGCCGAGGCCGCCUUCCGGCAGGCCACCCUGUUCUUCCGCGACCAGGAGCUCUUUGCCGACCCCUCCAUGCGGGUCAAUCUGCCCUACCUGCCUCCGCUGCGAAGCCCCAGCCUGGAAGAGCUGUCCACGGCCCGCUUUGCCUGGGCCGACCAGGAGACCACGGAGGGGGGUUCUCUGUCGUCGCCGUCAUCCAAGGGCAAAAAGGGGAAAGUGAAGGGCGGGACUAAGCAGCAAGGCAAGGGGAUGCUGGUGGUGGAGGAGUCCAUCUACAAAGCCAUGCUAGUUGGACCCCGACUGCUGACAACAGUGGCGGUGAUCAAACCCCUGGCCGUCCGCAAGCAUUUGUCCAAGAUCCUGAAGCGGAUAGCACAGCAGAACUUCACCUUGGUGGCCCUGAAGUUGACGGUCAUCGGUGACAACGAGGCCAAGGAACUUGUCCCCAAGGAUGACAAAGAGGAUAAGAUGCUGUGCGCCAUGCAUCAGGAGCAUCUGACCUCCGGCCCGGUCCUGCUGCUGUGCCUGCAGAGAGAGAACGCCGUCCGUAAGCUCCUGGACCUGCUGGGACCGACCAACCCCCAGGAUGCCCGACGGCAGAGCCAGUUCCUAUGGAGGGGCAUGUAUGGAGCAGACCCCAUCAAUAAUGGAAUUCAUGGUUCUGAGAGCUACCAAGCAGCAGUCAACGAGCAAAAGUUUCUCUUCCCCGAUGGCCUAUGCUGCAGGGAGACUGCAGAUCUACAGGCUGAUAAGAUCAUCUGUCCAGCCAGAGACUCGGUCAUGGGAUACCAGCAGGCUGGCCAUCGACGCUUUGUCACCAAGCCAUACCCAGUCAGAACGGAUUCUAACGACAGCCUACUGUCUCCCGUCACCAGUACACAUUCCUUGACUUCCAUAGGCUCAGGUUCAAGCACCAGCUCGACAGACCUCCUCCUGCCCUCCCACAGCGCCCUCUGCCAGACCAACUGUCUCCUGCUGACACCGCCUCUCCUGCUGACCAAGGUCAAAGGUUAUUACCGGGGUCACAUUGAGGUCGUGGAUGCACUGCUGGUGCACGGCUUCACCAUUGUCGGUAUGCGGAUGGUGUGGUUCAAUGAGGAUCAGGCUCAGGAGUACAGCGGCGUCUAUACCAAGGCCUUCCCCAGUUUGCCCAAGAUUCUUUGUCACGGGCCCAGCAUUGUGGUCGCUGUGCAGAGAGACAACGCUGUCAGCUGCUUUGAUGCUCUUUUGGGAAGCUGUUUUGACAAGGAGUCUGUCAUCAGUAAAUACGGAGAGCACAUCCUCAGACCCAAAGAUCCCAAAGAGGCAUCAAGGCAUUUAGAGUUCUUCUUCAACGAGCUUGUUCCGCGAAGCCAGGGUGAAAUCGUCCCCUGUUGAUGUCAGUAAGUUGGACCACAGUUCCUCAAGUUGAAUUUGUUUUUCAAGUAUUUGAAAUUGAAAUUCUGUUUUUCAAGAUGUUGAAACAGUUUCUUUUUUUUUGUAAAUAAUAGACCAAGUGCAAAGGUUGUAUAAGAUGAAUGUAUAUGUUGGUUUUGUUCACACCGUCUUUCAUUACAUUAAGUGCUAUAAAUUAUAUUAAAAAAAAGAUUGAUAUUUCUGUGUUGUAUUGAGCAAGAGUUGUAUAAGCUAUUUCCGUCCUUGAUUUGAACAUAACACACCAAGUUGUUCUGAAUGCUUAAAUUUGGAUUUAUAUAUUACAGAUGUAUAAUAUUCAGGUACUGCCUAUUCAGCGAAAAAAAGUAUUGUAUAGUUUCAUAUAGUGGUUACUGAAAAGAGUUUUCAAAUUCUACGUAUGUAUUGUGUUUGAAUAGUUAAUACUAUUCAAUAAAGAAGAAAGUGUUCUACGUUGCAAACAUAAUUCCUAAUUGCACCACUAUUGACAAAAGGUUUGUGUUUUUUUUUUUUUUUUUUUUUUUUUUUAUGGCAUGAUAGGCAAUGCAUCCUUCCGUCCAAGUGUCCUUAACCUAAAAGUGCUGUGACUGUUUUGAAUCUGUCUUUUGACCAAGACUUGUGUGCCUUAAAAUGAAAGAGUCAGUUCAACCAUUGGUUAAAUGCUCUACUUUUAAUAAUCUUCUCAGCUUUGAAAAACUGUGUACAUACAUUUCUCUUUAUUGUUACACAAAAAGUCAGCAUUAUAAAUUAUAUUAUCAAAUGAACCACAAAGGGAAACUGACUAGGUGUAUUACAAUAAUGUUUAAAGUUCAACAAACAAAUUGACUGGAGCGUGGUUUGAACCUACGACUUCCGGGUUACUGUUCCAGUGCUCUACCAACUAAGCUAUCCGGCCCUAUGUUGGGGGUUCCCUAAUUCAUCAAUGUCUUUGGUAAUGGGGUGCCACUCAGAAGCCAUAAACCCGUUUAUGCCAUGCAGCCAGGGAUCAUGCCCAAAGUCACGAUGCAGACCUGGCAAGUAGCAAACGGGGAUCAUUCAGAGAGGAUAAGGCUUGUUUAUUACAAAUGUUCAAAUGACAAGCGCCCCUUGAACAACAAUAUUGAGGAAUCGCCAACAUAAGGCUCAUAGCUCAGUUGGUAGAGCACCGGAACGGUAACUCGGAGGCCGCAGUUUCAAACCCGUGCCAGUCAAUUUCUUCGUUCAACUUUAAAAGGCUCAUUAUGAAUUAGUUCAAAUUAUUUGCUUAAGUUGCACAUGAUUCUCCUAUUGCCUCCCAAAAGGAGUGAAAUUUGUCAGUUUUCCAGAUUUUUUUGUUAAAGAAUUGUUAAAGAAUCCCUUUUGAUAUCUGGAAUUUCUGGGGGUUUCAAGUGUUUUUACCUGUACAAGCAUAUACAGAACAAAAGAAGUGGGUAUUGUAUUAUUAUAGGUCUCGUUCAAAUGACGUCAUUUCCUACAGACCUGCCACGUGCAUCGUCAUUUUGAGCGUCAACUUGCAUAACGCACAUCGG